CAGGUUAUCAGUAGAGUGAGUGCCCUCUCGUAUACUGGACAAAAAGGAGCUCUGCGGACUUUCGCUAUUCUGCUGUAGGGCUAAUCGACUUGAGCCGUAUCCGAAGAGUACUGUAACUCUGCUGUUUCGACCGUAUGAGCCGCAUCAGGUCACAUGCUGCUGUGAGCAGUCUCUGCCUUUUGCCGGCUGUGCAGGGGGUGGAAAUCGGUUCAGUUCGUGGCUGGGGAUUCGAUUAAUUGGUGGGGUGCUGAGGGUGUGUGGGGCGGCGGUUACUGACUGAAGGCACGAGGAUUUUCUCGAAUGCGUAAUUGGCAUCAGUUGGCUGUGCUGCGAUGAGGUUUGUGAGCGACGAGCCUCGUGGGGAGGGAGGUGAUCGCAGUGAGCGACACUCAGUGGGAGACAUUGGCGUUGAGAAUUCGGUCGAUGCGCCUGUUUGCAGAUUAGGAAGCGACUCGGAGUUUGCAUUAAUCGUGGCACGUCGUUUUCUGGUCGGUUCGGUUCAGGGUGGGGAUUCAGCGUCCGCGGUGAACUGCGAGGGGCUGUGGUGGACAAUGGUGGAAAGGUGUAAUUGA
Molecule: messenger RNA, 572 nt
Organism: Toxoplasma gondii ME49
Lineage: Eukaryota; Apicomplexa; Conoidasida; Eucoccidiorida; Sarcocystidae
Exons: 2
Coding region: 333-572 (79 amino acids)
Source: RefSeq, a predicted model, not a curated record